Camelina sativa (false flax) is the source of this 2458-nucleotide messenger RNA. Its product is annotated as TORTIFOLIA1-like protein 4. Gene Ontology annotation, cellular component: microtubule. The record is from RefSeq and is a predicted model, not a curated record. Lineage: Eukaryota; Viridiplantae; Streptophyta; Magnoliopsida; Brassicales; Brassicaceae. Gene Ontology annotation, molecular function: microtubule binding.
CCUCUUCUUUGUUGUUUUAGCAUUUAAAAACCCCAAAUAACCCAAAACUGUCUCUACGAAUUAUAUCGUCGGAGUCGGAGAAGUCUCUCUCUCUCUGCCGCCAUUUAAUGCUUACACGUUUUAUCACAAAACCAAACAAAAAAAUUUCAAAUCGGCAAAAAAAAAAAUGUCAUUAUCUCCGUCGUCAUCUUCAACAUCACCGUCGUCACAGUCACCAUCAACACCACCUGAUCUAAAACAAAGAGUCAUCGCUUGUCUCAACAAGCUCGCUGAUCGAGACACGUUAGCUCUCGCUUCAGCAGAGCUCGACUCAAUCGCUAAAAGCCUCACUCACGACUCCUUCUCUCCGUUUCUCAACUGUAUCCACAACACUGACUCCUCCGUUAAAUCUCCGGUGAGAAAACAGUGCGUCUCUCUCUUGUCUCUUCUCUCUCGUUACCACGGCGAUUCCCUGACUCCUCACCUCGCUAAGAUGGUUUCCACCGUCAUCCGCCGUCUCCGAGAUCCUGAUUCCUCUGUUCGCUCCGCUUGCGCCGUCGCUACGGCUGAUAUGUCUGCUCACGUCACGAGGCAGCCGUUCGCUUCCGUCGCGAAGCCGUUGAUCGAGACGUUGGUUCAGGAAGGUGACUCGAAUCUUCAGAUCGGAGCGGCGUUGUGUUUGGCGGCGUCUGUUGAAGCUGCGACGGAUCCGGAGUCGGAGCAGUUGAGGAAGUCGUUGCCUAAGAUUGGGAAGUUGCUUAAGAGUGAAGGUUUUAAAGCUAAAGCUGCGUUGUUGAGUGCCGUCGGGAGUAUUAUUACCGCCGGUGGUGCGGGGACUAAACCGGUUUUGGAUUGGUUAGUUCCGGUUUUGAUUGAGUUUUUAAGCAGCGAGGAUUGGGCGGCGAGGAAGUCUGCUGCGGAGGCGUUGGGUAAAGUUGCGACGGCUGAAGACUUGGCUUCUCAAUACAAGAAAGCUUCCACGGCGGCUCUUGAGAGCAGAAGAUUUGAUAAGGUGAAAAGUGUUAGAGAAACUAUGAAUCGAGCAUUGAAUCUAUGGAAGGAAGUUUCAAAUGAUGAUGAAGCUUCUUUAUCUCCAUCAAGAUCUUCUUCAACAGAUGGUAGUAGCAUUGGAUGUUUUACCUCAGUCACGAGAAGUGCAACAAUUGACGUUGGUUUUAAAUCCGGUAGACCAAAGAAAGUAACGCCUAUGAUGAAGAGGUCCCCAUCUUUGCCUGUGAAUAGAUCAUAUCCAGCAACUAGACAAAAGGAGAAUCUUCCAAAGAGAAAUCAAGGGAAUAUGACCAUGUUAGCAGCUGAAGCCUCUAUUGUGGAUAACAACAAGGGACCACCACAGUUUACUCCGGUUAAGCAAUCUUCGGAAGAGACGGCGAACUCAGGGCCAGGGGGACCAGAUAUAAUCAAACAUACCAUCUCUGAGAAAAGCCGGGAAGAUAACAAAGUAUCCAACUUUGGUGGUUUGAAGUCUGGCUCAAGGGUUGCACCUUGCAGUAGUGAUGAUGGUGAUUCUUACGAUUCUGUUGCCAAGAAUUGUAAAGAUGAGGUAGAUGACAGCAGGAAAGAUAGUGAGGAACUGUCUUUGAUACGGGAACAGCUUGCUCUCAUUGAGAAUCAACAGUCUAGUCUCUUAGACCUACUACAGAAAUUCAUGGGAACAUCACAGAGUGGCAUCCAGUCUCUGGAGUCUCGUGUCAGCGGUCUAGAGAUGGCUUUGGAUGAAAUAUCAUGCGAUCUAGCGGUUUCUAACGGGAGAGUUCCUAAGACUAGUAGUGGCUGUGCAGGAGAGAGUUGUUCCAAACUACCUGGUACAGAGUUCUUAAGUCCCAAGUUCUGGAGAAAGACAGAGGAGAGACCACGGAUUAGCAACACAGCUAGUGAAACGGCUGCUCAUGACCGAGAAUCAACAACAGACUUGAACAAUAUUCAAAGAGGAGGUUCGGUUUUUCAAAAGAGAUCACCAAGAGACCAGUUCCAAGACUCUAUGCAUACAACACUACAGAAACCAACCACCAGAUUAUCUACUUGAAGUAAAGAGAGGAGAAAGAGUGCACUUGAGUGAUUCAAUUUUUUGAGGAAGAGAGUGAUGAUGUGAGGAUUGAGGAACAAACAGAAGCUGACCAGACACUGACUCAAGAAGCUGAAAAUGAAAGAAUAAAAUCCAAAUCUCAGAUUCGAUGCUUUGCUUCAAACCGCUUGUUUGAAAUUUUAAGCUCUCUCUGAUCACACAUGUUAGAGGAAGCUUCAUAUUAUUAAUUUAAUCAGCGAGUGAAUCAAGAGAGAGUUUCAAAAAGAUUAAAACGCAUGUGAAUAGAUCUGAUAUUUAUGUAAUUUGAGCAUUAGAGAGUUUUUGACAAAAAAACCAAUAGAAGAGAUGUAAAGAUUUGUGUGACUGUGUGUGUUUUUUACUCCGAUCUGUACUGUAAAUAUUUUGGUAAAGGAAGGAAUUAUUGGCUUGCUGCUA